This is a messenger RNA of Trypanosoma grayi, 2352 nucleotides long. RefSeq lists its product as hypothetical. The transcript has a single exon. The coding region runs from base 1 to 2352 and encodes 783 amino acids. Gene Ontology annotation, molecular function: exo-alpha-sialidase activity. NCBI's taxonomy places the organism in Eukaryota, Euglenozoa, Kinetoplastea, Trypanosomatida, Trypanosomatidae. The record is from RefSeq and is a predicted model, not a curated record. Gene Ontology annotation, biological process: ganglioside catabolic process; oligosaccharide catabolic process. Gene Ontology annotation, cellular component: membrane; cytoplasm; intracellular membrane-bounded organelle.
AUGCCGCGCCAUACACGUUUUGUCUUCCUCCUCCUCUCCCUCCUCCUUGCGUUCGACGGUAUACGGCCCACGCACGCUCUGGGGGUGAAUUCGCGCAGAGUUGAACUCUUUGCGCGAGGGAAGUCGACGGUGCCCUUCGAGCAGGACGAUGGAGAAGUUGUGCCGAGGGUGGCUCAUUCCUUCCGGAUCCCCUCACUCGUGGAGGUGGACGGGGUGCUUGUCGCCAUAGGAGACGCUCGGUAUUUGAGCGAUGAUGAUAACGCUUUCAUUGAAACUGCGGUGAAGUUCAGCGUUGAUGGUGGGAGUACGUGGGAAACGCAAAUCGCAAUCAAGAACAGCCGUGUGAACAGUGAACGCUCCCGUGUGCUGGACCCGACAGUCAUCGUGAAGGGGAACAAAAUUUACGUUCUGGUGGGGAGCUACAAUAUAACUUCGACCUACUGGACUUGGCAGGGUGAUGGAAGCGACUGGGAGCCCCUGCUGGCUGUUGGCGAGGUCAACAAGACAACCGUGGGUGGCAAGCCAAACGCAACGAUCACAUGGGGCAAGCCCGUGUCGCUGAAAUCCAUCUUUCCCAAGACGAUCGCAGGUGCACCAUCGGCACAGUUCCUGGGCGGUGUGAGCAGAGCCAUUGUGCUAAAUGACAAGACUCUUGUAUUCCCUGUACAGGCCACGAACGAGAAGAAACAGAUCACCUCGAUGAUCAUGUACUCGGACGAUGAUGGUGCGUCGUGGUCAUUUGGGUCGGGCAACACUCAUAUUGGCUGCUCCGAACCUUCCCUCGUGGAGUGGGAGGGGAAGCUCAUCAUGAACGCCCGAGUUGACAACGCCCCCCGCAAGGUGUUUGAGUCGACGGACAUGGGAGAGACGUGGUCCGAGGCUGUGGGGACGCUCUCUCGUGUGUGGGGCCCCUCACCCUCACGUACAGAGCCCGGUAGCCAAGGCAGCUUCAUCACGGUGACCAUUGAGGGGGUGCGUGUGAUGCUGUUUACCGUUCCUCUGAAUUUCAAGGGGAGGUGGCUGCGCGACCGGCUCCACCUCUGGGUGACGGACAACAGGCGCAUCUUUGACGUUGGACAGGUUUCUGAUGGUGACGAGGACAGCCCCUACAGUUCCCUGCUGUACACAAAGGCCGGCAAGCUGUAUUGUCUGCACGAGAUGAGCCAUGAUAGGGUGUACAGCCUUAUUUUUGCGGAGCUGAUCGACGAGCUGGAGCUGGUGAGAUCCGUGGUGAGGACGUGGAAAGCGCAGGAUGAAUACUUCUCGAAGACGUGCAGCUCCACCGCGUCGGAGGCUCUACCGUCGGACGGCGGUUGUGCAGCUGCUGUCCCCACAGGUGGGCUUGUGGGGUUCUUGUCCGGCAACUCGGACGACCAUCACUGGCAGGACGUGUACCGCUGCGUGGACGCCAACGUGACGGGCGCAGAGAAGGUGACCAACGGCCUGCUGUUCAAGGGGCACGGUGCUGGUGCCCUGUGGCCAGUGAACCUGCAAGGACAGAAUCGACGCUACGAAUUUAUGAACAACGCCUUUACCCUUGUGGCGACGGUGACGAUCCGCGAGGCUCCGGCAUGCGAGAAGAAUCCUCUACUGGGCGUGAGCAUGACCGUGGGUGGGGGGAAGAGGGUCCUCGGACUGUCGUACGGGAAGAAUUACCAAUGGAGACCCGUAUACGGUGGUGUACUGAUGAAUGCGGAAGAAACAUGGGAGUUGAACAAGCCGUACCAAGUUGCCAUCACGAUGGGUGCGGACACUUCCUCUGUGUACGUUGAUGGGAAGGUUCUGGGAGGCGCAGCCCAGCCGCUGCCUCCGGCCCUGAAGGUGCGCGACUUCUCACACAUCUACAUUGGCGGGCUCGCGGACGGCAGCAAGGGCCCGUCAAGCUCUGUGACGGUGGCGAACGUUCUCCUCUACAACCGCGUGCUGAGCCCCCACGAGGUAGAGACGCUGUCCUUGUACAAGGAUAGUAUUGCUGUGGCACCGGAUGCGAGGCUGGAGGCCCCCAGCCCCUUUGCCAUCCCUGGCGCCGAGACGGCUGUGAUGCCGAAGACUGACGGCGGGGCGAGCCCUCUGCCCCAAGUGCCCCAGUCGCCACCGGACGCCGUUCCUCGCGCAACCAGCGAGACGGUCACGCCCGCAGUCAAUCAUGGCGGUGGGCGAAGGGAGAAUGAAGAUGAUGGCCCUCUGGCUGAGGUGAUUCAGUGCCCAGAGGCGGACCGUGAAGAGUCCUCUUUGGACAGCACAGUCGAUGUGGAUGCUUCGAGGUCCGAUGAAUACGACGCUGCACAAGCGCAUGCGCGGAUGCUGUUACUGCUGCUUCUGGGCGUGUGGGGACUUGCGGCCCUGUACUGA